CGGACCGGUUGGUUUCGUGACUGUGAAGACCGAGUCAUGAGCAACCAUCCUGGACCAAAUCUAAAGUUUUUCAGGUGAAGCGUUGGGUUCCCGAUGCAUCGACGAAAACGAAAAUGCAACCAAAGCGACCAUCUAGCGCCUGUUACUCCAGAUGGCCAGGUAACCAUACAAUAUAACCGCCCCACCCCGGGGCCCCCACCGUUUUUUUCCGAAUUGGGCGAUCGUACGUCCGAAUCGACCGUUCAGAGCAUGCGUUCGCUUCGUCCAGGCGCGGCAACGGUUCAGCGGUGGUGCAGCACUACUACGUACGGAGAGGAUGUUGAUCCCCGAUCCCUGGGACUUGUGCUCCCAACUGUUCGGAAGACGCAUGCUGCGAUGUAUGCGAUGCGCGUUGUGCAGAUAGUCGAGGUCAGGUGAGAAGCCAAGUCAACGACACGGACGGCUGCAAGAAUAUUCGAAAGACGUCUCUUGCUGGCGACGAUGCCUCUGCCAAAA
This is a messenger RNA of Colletotrichum godetiae, 495 nucleotides long. RefSeq lists its product as uncharacterized. Lineage: Eukaryota; Fungi; Ascomycota; Sordariomycetes; Glomerellales; Glomerellaceae. The transcript has a single exon. The coding region runs from base 94 to 417 and encodes 107 amino acids. The record is from RefSeq and is a predicted model, not a curated record.